AUGAGUGCAGAGGAGAACAUAACCUCAAAGCCGCACAAUCGCCUCCGCAAGAAGCAGCCGCUUGCCUCCUUCCACAACUCCAAGCAAGCAACCCUCCGCCGCGCACCCUCGGCCCCGACCUAUCCCUCCUUCACCUCGUCGCCGUCCGGCGGAGGCUAUCACCAGCGCUCACCCACCAGGACCGACCAGCCGCCAAGCCCCUUCGCUGUUCAGCCUGCGUCGUCCGCAACGUCUUCACUUCGACACAAAGUGUCCAACAGCUCCGUGCACUCACCGUAUGUAGGAACGGCCACGCCCGCCUCGUCCUCGUCCCUCGACAAGCGCCCCACGCCCGAGCUGGUCGGUGCACCCUUCACCUUCGACACCCGCGCCAUUCUGGAGAACAUCAGCGAUUCGGCCGCCGCCAGCAACACCUCUCACCAGCCGCCACGUCCCCCACUGCAGCACGCUCAGACGGCCGAGCCCAAGUUUAAGUCGCCCAAACUCCGGCAGUCGGCCAGCUUCACGGCACUCGCCCGUAAGAUGGAGACCAUCACUCCCCCGCGAUCCGACGGCGGAGGUACCAAGAGCCCCCGCCAGCGCUACAGCGACGACGCCGAUGCCUCCAUCAAGAACCGGAAGUCGGACGGCGGGAAGAAGAAGGGCACCUUCUCCAGCUUCAUGAACAGCAUGCUAGGCUCUCCCCGCCGGCCCACCAUUUCAACCCCGACCAACCCCAUGCACGUUACCCACGUCAGCAUCGACAACAAGACAGGAGAGUAUACGGGCCUGCCCAAGGAAUGGCAACGCAUGUUGCAGCAAAAUGGCAUCACAGAGCAGGAGCAAAAGCAACACCCGCAGGCCGUUAUGGACGUCGUCACCUUCUACAAGGACAAUGCGGAAAAGAAUGGUGAGGACGCGAUAUGGGAUAAGAUGGGACCAGCUCAUCCACAGGCGUAUGCGUAUCAGGCAAGCCUCAGCCCAUACAACGGGUCGCUACAGCCGCUUCUCAGUCCUCCCCAGAGCCCUCGUUUCCCUCGAAAUGAUCAGGACAGCUUUGAGAAUCCGCGUGCUCCUCCUCCGAUUCCUCGUAGCCAUACUUCGCCAGGUAUCACGUCUCCGGGCUCACCUGCGAUCAAUGGCACUCUCAUUCCGAACAGGCCGGCUCCGAAGCCACCAGGUGCUCCAGUUUCUGCUAAUCUUGUCCCAACCAGGCCCGCUCCUCCAGCUCCCAGCCCAAUAAUAACCCAGCAGCCUGCUCGAACACCUCGCGACGAGAACGAGUUCCCGCAGGUAGCCUUCGCUCCCCCGACCGUCACAGAUAACUCCCAUGGACCACCUUCAGCGCCUCGCAGCCGGGCCAACACGACCGGUGGAACUCCACCCCGCUUCGACUCCCCGUCUUCUGCUACAGCGGCAAUCUCUCCUGCUCAGCAAUAUCAACAGCAGCAGCAGCAAGCUAUGGCUGCUGCUCAGCAGACAAUGUCGGUGAAGCAGCAGACGCAAUUGGGAAGAAGCGUGAGUCAGAGAGCACCACCGCCACAGCAGCAUCUUACUCCUUCUACCCCUGUGCCGCCGCAGCCAUCCCCACAACACCAGUUUACUCAACAAUCUGACCCACAGAAUAUCCCUCUUCCCUCACAACAACCCCGCGUUGGCCCGGCCCCACGGCCACGCCAACGUCCUCGACAAAGCCAAGGGCCAGAUAUUGUUGCUAAACUCAAUGCUAUUUGCACGAAUGCAGAUCCGACGCUUAGGUACCGGAAUCUUAAUAAGAUCGGCCAGGGUGCGUCCGGUGGGGUUUACACGGCGUAUGAGGUUGGCACAAAUAAAUGUGUCGCCAUUAAGCAGAUGAAUUUGGAGCAGCAGCCCAAGAAGGAUUUAAUUAUUAAUGAGAUUUUGGUUAUGAAGGACAGCAAGCACAAGAACAUUGUCAAUUUCAUGGACAGUUUCUUAGUAAGAGGGGAUUUGUGGGUUGUCAUGGAGUAUAUGGAGGGCGGCAGCUUGACGGAUGUGGUCACAUUCAACAUCAUGACUGAGGGGCAGAUUGCGGCGGUUUGUCGAGAGACACUGAACGGACUGCAACACCUGCACUCAAAGGGCGUCAUUCACCGAGAUAUCAAGUCAGAUAACAUUCUCCUCUCGCUUGAGGGCAACAUCAAGUUGACUGAUUUCGGGUUUUGCGCGCAAAUCAACGAGAGCCAUAACAAGCGGACGACCAUGGUUGGGACCCCAUACUGGAUGGCUCCUGAGGUUGUAACACGUAAGGAGUAUGGCCGCAAAGUGGACAUUUGGUCUUUGGGCAUCAUGGCGAUUGAGAUGAUCGAGGGAGAGCCGCCGUACCUCAACGAGAGCCCUUUGCGUGCUCUUUGGCUCAUUGCAACGAAUGGAACGCCGACGAUUAAGGAAGAGCACGCCCUUUCCCCAGUGUUCCGCGAUUUCUUAGGUUUUUCGCUAAAGGUAGAUCCGGACAAGCGGGCGAGUGCUCACGAUCUCCUUGUGCACCCAUUCAUCCAAAUCGCGGAACCGUUGAACACGCUAGCACCUCUAGUGCUAUCUGCGCGGAAGGCAAGAGCGGAGGAGAGGCGAAAGAAAGGCGGUAUGUGA
Lindgomyces ingoldianus is the source of this 2586-nucleotide messenger RNA. Its product is annotated as Pkinase-domain-containing protein. Bases 1 to 2586 code for a protein of 861 amino acids. Gene Ontology annotation, biological process: protein phosphorylation; intracellular signal transduction; regulation of MAPK cascade. The record is from RefSeq and is a predicted model, not a curated record. Gene Ontology annotation, molecular function: ATP binding; protein serine/threonine kinase activity. Lineage: Eukaryota; Fungi; Ascomycota; Dothideomycetes; Pleosporales; Lindgomycetaceae. The transcript is spliced from 5 exons. Gene Ontology annotation, cellular component: cytoplasm.